Lineus longissimus is the source of this 2865-nucleotide messenger RNA. RefSeq lists its product as uncharacterized. The record is from RefSeq and is a predicted model, not a curated record. NCBI's taxonomy places the organism in Eukaryota, Metazoa, Nemertea, Pilidiophora, Heteronemertea, Lineidae. Bases 489 to 1562 code for a protein of 357 amino acids. The transcript is spliced from 4 exons.
CAACGAGAAAGGUAAACAAUGACAAUUUGCCCAAUUCCCCUUGAUAAUUCAUCAAAUUCUACACUUUCUGCAGCCAUAAUACUUACUUUAAAUAUCUAGGUAGUACAUAAAGGUGUUAAACUACUUUUAAGAAUGCAUCAUUUGGUUGAUCAUUUUGAUUUUCAUUCCUAUCUCACGCUCCCAAAAGAAAGCCUGGCGGCGGGUCGGUUCACUACCGUUUGCCAUCACCCUUCAGAAUGUCCUUGGGCAAGACCCUUUACCUCUCAGACAGGAGAUGUUACCUUUUGGCCAGAGUGGGGCCUUGGUAAUCCACCUACCUGGUAAGAUGAUUUGGAGCCUGGCCCAGUGUGCGAAGACGAGGCAAUUCAAUUGAGGCGUUAGGUUAGUAGACAUGCAAGGUAGGAAUUCCCCCCUCCUAGGCCUACCUGUCCUUGAUCAGUCAGAGUGUAGAGUGGGGUCUUGGCUAAGCCAAUUUACCUCAUAAGCAGAUGAGAGAAGGGGGUCUUUGGCUGAGAUGCUUUGGUGAAAACUUUGGGAUAGGUGUGAGGCCUUGGGCGGGUCCCGAUUCAGAUAUUGGACCUAGGGCAAAUCCUUUACCUUUGAAGGUGAUCAUGUGCCAUGUGGAUCAGAAUCCAAUUACAAUUUACAUGCCAUGUACUUUUCAGUUUCCUGAACAGUCAUUCAUAGACAUGGGUAAAGGCAAAGGGAGAGGUGAGCGACGCCGGGGAGGGAGACGGCGCCGGCGUGCACACAGACGUGUUGUACACCGGCAUCAUGUUCAUAGGCGUCAUCGUCGUCAUCAUGGAGGAUCGGUUUUCGUUUCUGGAGGUCAACCAGUGAAGUGUGAUCCGUGUGCGUUCAUCAUUACCUUGGUGUCUCUCUUUGCAAUGGGAGUCGGUGGAUUGAUGAUUGGUCUCGGAGCUCCAGCAAACAUUCCGCUUCUGAUUCCUGGAGUGAUUGGCCUCAUUGGAGGCUUCAUUGCCUUCUUGGUUCUGUGCAAGCACCGCAAAGGUCAGUCUUGCUUUGUACAGUCGCAGGGCAGCAAUGCAGCCAGCAAUCCACAGGGAAAUGAGGCAGCUGGCUCUGUUCAAGCUAUCACCGUUGUCUCAGUUGGGGGACAAGAACAAGAGACCAUCAUGCUGAAUGGGGAGGACAGCACUGGGGCAACUGCCAACAACUGGGCACCCCCUGCCUAUCCUGGAGUGCCUGCAUCCCCAUAUCCAAACUAUGGUGCCUCCUCAUAUUCAGCUGGUGUCAAUGGAAGCUCUAAUGGGAUCAACCAACUGCCAUCAUAUGGCAUGUUUACCCCUGUGGUAGGGCCCACAUGUCCACCCCCAGGGCACCUUUACCCCCAGGGUUCAACACAAUCUCAACAGCCUCCAUAUCCGUCAACUGACGGCCAGACCUUUCCUCCCACUGCUCCACCACCAGCAGGACUGAAUGGAGAGACCGCCCCGCCAUCCUAUGAGGAUGUCAUGCGCAGCACUGGGGGAUACACUUCAGUGGAGAGUAGACAGACAAAUCAAGCUCCUGUGCCAGACACUGUUUUGGAUGUCGAUUGAAUUGAAGAUGUUUUUAUUAAAUUGAUUCAUCAGGGACCUAAACUGGAUUUUUGGCUUUGGACUCGAGGCAGAAUGUGUCAGUUUCUUCAUCUCUGGAGCUCAAUAGGAAAGCCAACCACCCAAUACCAAUCAUAGCAUAGUUUAAUCUGUGCUACGCUUGGAAAUGAAGUAUUACAAGGGAUUUUUGAAGGCAUCAGGAGCUGUCUGUUUCUGAUGACCACAUCGCAAGUCAAUCAAACUUUUUGAGAUACUAGUCACUCGUUGUUCAACUGGGCAGUAAAAUGCCUUUUAGAGUUGUUAAUGUGAAGUCGAGUGGGUUUUGAGGUAUAUUUAACUGGACAAUCAGACUCUUUUUGGAUACACAAUUCGCAAGUGUGGAGAGGACUGACCAGUAAACGAUAUGAUUCAUUGUGGAGAAUUAGGAGUCAUGUGUGUUUGAACAUUGUAUAAAAGAUGACUAAGUAUCCGGUGAUUGGCUCAUUUUUACUUUUAGAAUUCUGAAAACCUCAACAUGAAUCUAAUUUUUGAAUGUUCUUUUAAUUGAUCAGUGCAAUGCUUUUGUUACUCUUUUCAAACAUGAUCCAGGGAACAAGACUUGUGAUAAUCAUGUGUUAAGAUAUAUUUUAAACUCAUGGUGCUGAUUCUCUGGGGUGAUGUACAUGUAUAGAUGCUUUGAUACAAGAACAUUGUAAAUAUAAUUGGACAGGGUGUCACAAAGAAGGCCACACAAGUAUGAAUCUGGGAAAUCUUGCACUUUUGCACAUUGAUUUCUUUCACGCGCCAUCUUGAGGCGUAUGUCUGCAUGGUUUGUAGGUAUUUUGACAGUGUUAACAGUCAUGUCCGUCCAAAAUUAGUGGACAAUCAUCCAGACAGCUGACUUCAAAAUAACAACAAUAUGCCUGUUGUGUUGUAGCAGUCAAUUUUGUCUCUGAGUAGACCUCCACCAGUUUGCCGCACUGUUCCAUAGUAAGGGGCAUACUCAUGCAAGAUGUCAUAGCACACAUCAAAACAAAUUCCAAGCAUGUGCUCAAUGACUGAUAGGUGAAACUGUUGUUUUUGCCAUUGUGCCUCUUCCAGAAUCUCCUGCCGCAGUACAAAACAACAAAAACUCUCUGGAUAUUUAUUUUUUAAUGUUUUGUAUUUUCAUGAUGUAUUUUAUGCUGUGAGGUAUUAUAUCGAAUACUAUUUUAUUGAUUACAGUAUUUUAUUGUACUACAAGAGUACAGACAGUAUGGCAUACAUAGACAACACAAGUACAUACAAAUUCACAAAAAAGUCAAUAAAGAAAUCAUAUUUUCUUAAA